Molecule: messenger RNA, 1122 nt
Organism: Theileria orientalis strain Shintoku
Lineage: Eukaryota; Apicomplexa; Aconoidasida; Piroplasmida; Theileriidae
Exons: 4
Coding region: 1-1122 (373 amino acids)
Source: RefSeq, a predicted model, not a curated record
AUGUCGGAUAACAGCAUACAAAGCGCAGACAAGGCAGUACUGGACAAGAAGAUGCGCGAGUUUGAAAACGCCAAAACUCUGUUGAUAUCCUCUAAAAGACCAAAGGCCUUCCUCAUAAGAACAGCGUGCGAGUUGCUGGCAGGAGGUACAGAAGUAUUGAUACUGAGUGCUCUUGGCGACGCAAUGGGACUUUGUUUGCAACUUCAGAUGCUUCUCGUCACAAAGAACGCAGCCACGACCUUUAAGAUAGAAACGCUGCUUAACAAGUGCGCUAACGAAAAGUCUAAGAACCCGUUCUACAUCCCAGGAUUGCUGGUGUACAUGAGGAAACACCCGGAAUUCAAGGGCUCGAGAAUCUCACCGGGAUACAUCGUAUUCUCGCCGAAGACUGCAAAUCCAACGCCACUAUACGAGACUAAUCCCACGGAGUUCGUAGUGUCAGUGGACGCUGGAAACCCGGAACUCUCGGUCGGAGGAGCGGGAGUCAACGGAGCAUUUGGCUCACUCUUCCAAGAAAUGGGCUAUGACUUAAACUCUUUCAGAACACUUUUCACAGACCUAUUAAAGCACACACGUAAACUAAAUAACGAGGACCCUACGCAGUUUAUGGCAACAGCUGAAGAACCAAACAAUCACGUGCUAUUCUCACUUUGCAGAAUCCCGAAUGAUUCCUCUUAUUUUAAACAUGAAAACGAAGGAGUCGUUUUCGUGACGAUAUUUAAAAAUAAGUUUCCACAUUCCAACAGUCACAAUUUGGGAUUUGUGUACGUAGUUGGGCCGAACGGAGCUAACUAUAAGACAGUAGACGACUUCCUCGACGCAGUACACAAGUUAGGAGACAACAUGGUCACAGCGUUGUGUGACUAUAACGGGACGGCAAAGCGCGAAACAGCAAAAAAGCUCCCCAGAGUAACAACGUGCCGCCUAUGCCUAGUAUCUGGAGGGAUCUACAAGCACCCAGAAGUGACGAAGCUGGACGUAGCAAAGUCGCUGUUAAACGGUGUGGCCGAAGGAUACAGGCACGGACCUACGCCUAGGUUUAACUUUGCAUACGAUGAAGACGUAUUCAGAGUGGUAAGUACAAGUUACAAGUAUUUGGUAAAAGAUGGACUCGAAAUAUAG